AUGAGUGAAUCCAAUUAUGUAAGUCACAAAUUCAUAAAAAAUUAUGAUGAGUUAACUGCCCAAAAUCCCCAUGCAAGUGAUCCAAGAUUUUUACAAGUAAAUCAAUAUAAUCACUGUGCUUACAGAUACACUUUGUUUUGUCGAUGUGCAAGGGAAUUAGGUGAAGAUCACCCACGAUGCAAGUUUCAAUAUUAUCGUUCACAAAUUGCCUGUACUGCAGAACAACUUGAAGACUGGGAUGACAAUAGGCAAAAAGGAACGUGCGCAAUGGAUACAUUACCUGACCGAUUAACUGCUCACUUAAGACAAUAA
Messenger RNA from Plasmodium adleri (nom. inval.), 312 nucleotides. Its product is annotated as cytochrome c oxidase subunit 6B, putative. The record is from RefSeq and is a predicted model, not a curated record. Gene Ontology annotation, cellular component: respiratory chain complex IV; mitochondrion. NCBI's taxonomy places the organism in Eukaryota, Apicomplexa, Aconoidasida, Haemosporida, Plasmodiidae. The transcript is spliced from 4 exons. Bases 1 to 312 code for a protein of 103 amino acids.